AUGACUUAUGUUAGUGGUAUAAUUUGUCAAAAGUGGGGCGGCAAAAUUCCUAUACAAAUCUCCAUGUUUGUGAAUGGUAUUGUGUCUCUAUUAUCGCCGUGGGUGGUGGCUUGGGGUGGUUGGAAAGCGUUAUCAGUAUGUCGAAUAUUACAAGGUUUUUCCCAGGGUGGCAUGUUGCCUGGCAUACAUACGCUUUUGGCAAACUGGGUUCCGCCCAAUGAGCGAGCCAGUCUUAGCAGCUUUUCUUAUACGGGUUCAGGAUUGGGUACUGUAAUGGGUUUCCAGUUUAGUGGUCUUCUGGCUUACAGUCGCUUUGGCUGGCCUUCAACCUUCUGGACUAUAGGUGUGCUCUGCCUGCUUGGGUUCACUCUUAUAACCUUAUUUGGAGCUGCCACGCCGAUGAAGCACAAAAGCAUUUCAGAAGAAGAGCGAAACUAUAUUAUUGGUGGAUCUGGUUAUGGAACUCACACUCAACCCAAAGUUCCAUGGAAAGCGAUACUUACAUCAAAACAUGUUUUAGCGGCGUUUUUAAGCCACAUAUGCAAUAUAUUAUGUUAUACAUUCUUAUUUAUGCAAAUGCCAACAUAUAUGUAUGCGAUCUUGAAAGUUAAUAUAAAAAAUAGCGGUGUACUAUCGUCUGUACCAUUCCUUGGUGUUAUUAUAAUGUGUAUUGUUUCCGGAUAUUUAUCAGAUCUUUUGAUAAAUAAAAAGGUUAUAACAGUUAAAAGUGCAAGACGACUCGCAAAUUCUGUAGCUUCUAUCAUGCCAGCGAUAGCCCUAUGCUUCGUAUCCUAUACCAAGUCAGUGACUGUGGCUGUCAUAUUGUUUGUAAUAGCUUUAGGUGUCCAAGCAACUAUGUAUUCCGGGUGGGUGGUAAACUACAUAGAUCUAUCACCGAACUACAGUGGAAUUCUAAUGGCCAUUGGAAAUGGUUCAGCGAAUUUAAUGUGUGUCCUAAUAUUGCCUGUAAUGGUCACAAAUAUCGUCAAGGAUGUUACAAAUCAGAUACAAUGGAGAAUUAUGAUGUAUUUAAUGGCUUCAAUCAAUCUUCUUGGGAAUAUAAUAUUUGUUAUACUUAUAUCAACUGAAGUACAGCCAUGGAAUGAACAAAAGUUCAAAGAUGAGCCUCACACUGAAGAUGAAGCAAUCGCUCUACAAGGUUAA
Pieris macdunnoughi is the source of this 1164-nucleotide messenger RNA. The record is from the annotation of a GenBank genome assembly. NCBI's taxonomy places the organism in Eukaryota, Metazoa, Arthropoda, Insecta, Lepidoptera, Pieridae.